Lasiodiplodia theobromae is the source of this 798-nucleotide messenger RNA. RefSeq lists its product as uncharacterized. Bases 1 to 798 code for a protein of 265 amino acids. The transcript has 3 exons. The record is from RefSeq and is a predicted model, not a curated record. Lineage: Eukaryota; Fungi; Ascomycota; Dothideomycetes; Botryosphaeriales; Botryosphaeriaceae.
AUGCGUGGUUACAUCAAAAGCAUUUCCAUCCAGUACGGUGACAACAUUCCGGGCAGGGAGCCACACGAGGACUUGAACAAGGGCAUGGGAGGUGAAUACGUAUAUAUUGUGCCAGAAUACACCACCAAUCGAUAUGAAGCAGCAUCGAAGUUUGCCGUAGAAGUCACACGUAAUUACGACUUAUACGCUGCCGACGUGUCUCGAGGCGAUGGUAAAGAAUAUUUUCGAUACCUCUGUACUGCCUACGCCUGCGACACUCCUGAGGCGAUCACCCGAGUCUGGCUUAGUAGGAAAAAGGACACAGUGGAAGGCGACGGGCGCACAACUGACAUCAACUGGUCAAGAGGUGGAGACUAUCUCUACCUCUGCUGGGAGUUCAAGAAGACAGACUACUUCUCCUACAAGGUUACCAACUCUGAGAAUCUGCCUCGAAAAGUCCGUCUUCGAGAUAUCACCUUCUCUCAGACCGGCACCGGUGUGGUGUUCGAGGGUUUAAGUGCUUUCGAAGACUCACGCCCGCAGAUCCAAAAGUUGCUUGAGAACGGUGAAGAGGCCAGGAAACAUGCGAUUUUCCAGGAAUUUGGCCCGCUUCCUGUCGUGUCCAUUCGUCGACACCCGAAAGGUGACACCUCGGACCAUACUCCAGACACUCUGGUCUCCCUUGAUAACCGCCAUCUUCACAUCAUGCGCGCUACGCUUCCCGCAGAGACGUUCGUGUCUGUUCGGUAUGAACAAAAGGACUCGCAGCUAAUCGAAGAAUACUGGGUCAAGGCUCCGCAGUACAGCCAAGGUGCUUAG